AUGAUAGAUCUCGAUUUUGAGAGAAAUGGUGAGCAACUCAUUUCAAAAUUGAAUCAAAUGUUAAAAUAAAUUGGAGAGGAGUAGCAAAGAGAUGGAUCAUAUAAUCCAAAGUUAAUUGAAAAAUUUUUGAAAAAUACAAAACUAAGUGAGAAUGAGUUUGAAGGCUAAUUUGGAAAAUCUAAUGGAGUUCUUUUGAGAAAUAUCCUUUUAAAUUGGGCGAUAAAGAGCGAGAAAUAAUUCAUAAAUGACACUAAUUGUACAGAGCUUUCAAUAAAAGAUUUAGCAAGAGAACUAAAUAUUGAUAAAUGGUUUUAUGAAUUAUUUGUAUAGCUUAAGACUAAAAGUUAUUUUGAAGAUUACCUCUUUUAUGUCUUAGAGAUUACAGAAGCAUUAAAUGAUAUAAAAUAAAUUGGAAAUAAUUCUAAUUUAUCAAAUUAGUUUGAUUUUACAGAAUUACAAAAUACUAUAUUUAAAUAUGAAUAGUCCAUACAUAAAUCCUUAUUUCCUUAAUUAUCAACUCGUUAUAAUGAUAAAGACAAUAUCAUUUAAAUUUUAAAUUCAUCUUAUCAAAAUAUAAUAGAAGACAUUAUUUAUUAAAGUUAAGUAGUUAUAAAAAACUUUUACAAGAAUUUUAUCCCGCUCUAAAAGAUUGAAGAAUGUAAAUUUUACAGGUAAGGGCUCAACAUUUUAGAUGAGUUUAUUGUCAAGAGUUAAAUUAGUAUCUAAAAUCCUAACAAUUUAAUUAAAUCAAAACUAGGUGAUUUUCUAGAAGAUGAAAUACUAAAGGAGUUAAGAAAAAAUAUUCAUAAAUACCAUAAAAAAAUAGCAAGGUCGUUAUUCUAUGAUGGAGUUGAUAUUUAUUGA
Messenger RNA from Paramecium tetraurelia, 864 nucleotides. RefSeq lists its product as uncharacterized. The transcript has a single exon. NCBI's taxonomy places the organism in Eukaryota, Ciliophora, Oligohymenophorea, Peniculida, Parameciidae. The record is from RefSeq and is a predicted model, not a curated record.